This is a messenger RNA of Colletotrichum scovillei, 2047 nucleotides long. RefSeq lists its product as uncharacterized. The transcript has a single exon. Bases 463 to 1752 code for a protein of 429 amino acids. Lineage: Eukaryota; Fungi; Ascomycota; Sordariomycetes; Glomerellales; Glomerellaceae. The record is from RefSeq and is a predicted model, not a curated record.
GGAAGCCUCCGCUGCUGUCUGUGCCAUGGAGCCUCCACCACGGCUGUCGCUCUACACUCUCCACGUCCACAACCGGAGGCAGUAGAUGGACAAUUAUGUACGGUACUUUGUGUGGUCACAUCGCGAGGCUGUGCGAAGCUGGCCAAGGAGACACCGGGGUGUUGUUUGUCUCCUGCUAUUCGCCUCCUUCGUGACCGCCCAGUGUCGCGUCGUCUGUUCUUGAGUCAGCCCAUGAGGCGCUUUCACUUCGCCUCGACAAGGCGAGAAUUCGCGUCACCUCUGCCUCAGUCAAGCCCGGGUAUGGGAUCAGGACUGCAUAGCGAUUUCUCCAUCGCACUCCAGCAACUACUAUAAAGAACACCAGACGUGCCCGUCCUCAUCGUGCAGGAAUUUCCUCUUGCCGUCAUCUUCAUUUACUCUCUUUGUCCCGGCCUGCAAAUCACCUUGCUAGCUCUCAUCGCAAUGGGCUCCUGUUUCUCGAAGCCACAACCACGCCGUGGUCAUGAACCGGACUUUGGCCAUGUCCCAGUCGGGAAUGCUUCGCACACCAUAAGGGAUGCGCAUGGCGGCAGUCAAGCUCCUCUCUUUCCUCUGCCAGACGAGGCUUUGCCCGCAUAUCCGGUCGAAGAAAGAUCGAAGGCUGAUAUCAUCCGCCUCGUCCAAGAGGCCAACAAGGAGAACGCUUUCCGGCCGCUCCAGGAGAAAGUAUACCAGGUGUACAUGGACGAGAACCACAAGCAGGACGCUAAAGCCCGGCGUUGCAUAAAGCUCGUUGGUGCAUUUCUCAGGCUUCUGGCGGUAGCAUACGGGUGCGAGAUGAGCUUCUUCUUCACCAGCUACAGCAACAGCGACGGCGUCUACGUCUCGGAGGCAAAGUCCAAGAUGGCCGAGGCGCUGAAUCAGCUUUUCAAGACUUCAUCCUGGGACGGAGCUGUAGCAAUCGUCGAAGACUCACAGACUCUCCAAAAUAUGGGAUUUCAGGAGUGGAUGCGGAAACUCGUCAUUGAUGAGAAAAACAAGUCGGCCAUGAAGCGUAUGUCGGAUGUCGAAAUGCACAACCGGCUACUUAACCACGUUCGGGAGGAAAAGAUCGGGUUUUGGCAAGGCUGGAGAGCUAAAGAUCUGACACUCGAGAAGCUCGUCGCUGUCUACGACACGGCUGUCGAGGAAGCGCGGGCCCAGCCGAAACUCCGGAAUAGCGUUCGCUUCACCAUUGAGCGGUCCAUCGCAUUGCAGUCGCGGUUGUCUAACGACGAGGAGUCGCAUCCUACCAACGUCAUCUUGCUCACGGCAUCCCCCUUGGAAAUCAAGGAAGCAGAACUGAUUAAAAAGCAAUUGAAAGCCGUCAAAGGAGGAGGUUCCGAGUUUUCCAUACAGGUAGUUCUUUUCGACGGCAAUCUGUCAAAAGAGGUGGCGAAAUAUCAUCGCCAGCUAGACGAGCAACAAUCAGGCGACAGAGACAUAUACAGUACUAUAUCCUUCGACGAGGCUAAGCUGCUUGGCGAAGGCUUGAGCUCACUUGCACUGAGCACAAUCUUGAACGGUCACUCCAGAGAAGUCGCUCGAAGGAAGCUCAGCGCGGACCAAAAGUACGGCAUCCACGGGGGGGCCACAUUCAAACUCCCAGCAGUGGCCGAACUACAAAAAGCUCUUGGACUUGAGACAAGUCGUUCCGAGGAACAAACUCCCGUAUUUGGCGAUGAACAGGCGCCCGUAGUCGACUUGAAAGAGGCUGGAGACGGAAAGGUCUAGGGUCAGCUCCUGUCUACCGUUGGUGGGGCCGUUGCGAGCACCAGAUAGUAUUUGGACCAGUACUGGCCGUGAUCCUGGGCGUAGGUAGAAAUUUAUUCAGUGAGAGUGGAUUGGUUUCUUUACUGGUUCGGUGCCUUUACGCAGGGCAGGAACCGCGGGAACGAUCGAGCUUUGUGAGCAAAUAGAUAUCUAGCCAGCAGUUUUGAGAAAGACCUUCCCAUUAACAUGAAGCUCAUAAUCGGAUACUCGUAUGUCGUGGACGCUCAUCGCCGUUGUGAUAAUUUGGACCACCCAG